GGAAGCACCACAUUCUUUUGCAGCAAAGGAGGCACUCAAGAGGGAGGGGAGCAAGAUGACCGAGGUGGUGCCCUGCAGGAUAUAAAUACAGGCAAAUCUCCCCCACUCUUCUGAGUGUUAGGGAGGUGGAACCGAGACUCACAGCAGACUUUUGUGGGGCAGGAGGAGAACCAAGCUCAAGAGACAGCGAGUUCACCACCAAGGAGCAGCCCAGAGCAAUGUCCCUGGCUGGGGUAAGCUGCCUGGUGACAGGGGCAGGAGGCUUUCUUGGCCAGAGGAUUGUGUGCUUGCUGCUGGAAGAAGAAGAGGCGCUGGCUGAGAUCCGGCUGCUGGACAAAGCCUUCAGCGCUGAGGCGCUCGGGAGGUUUGACAAGUUCAAGGGGAAGACUGAGGUGAAAAUCCUGGAAGGGGACAUCCGAGAUGUGACAUUCCUGCACCGAGCCUGCCAGGGGGUCUCCCUCGUUAUCCACACGGCUUCCCUCAUUGACACCCUGGGCCUCAUCGAGAAGAAGCUGCUCUGGGAAGUCAAUGUAACAGGUACUCAGCUGCUGCUGGAGGCGUGUGUCCGCUGUAAUGUCCAGCACUUCAUUUACACCAGCACCAUAGAAGUGACAGGCCCAAACUGCAAAGGGGACCCCAUUUUCAACGGUGACGAAGAUACAGCUUAUGAGAGCACAUCCAAAUUUCCUUAUGCCCAAACCAAGAGACUGGCAGAGGAUUCUGUGCUGAAAGCAGAUGGCCAGGUGCUGAAGGAUGGUGGCACGCUGAUGACCUGCGCCCUGAGAUCCAUGUACAUUUUUGGGGAGGGCUGCCCGUUCCUCCAAGGCCAUCUGGAUAAGUGCCUGCUGAACAAGAACAUCUACCUGCGCUUCUCCAGGAAGGAGGCUCUGGUGAACCCCGUGUACGUGGGGAACAUCGCCUGGGCACACGUGCAGGCCGCCAAGGCCCUGCGAGCCCCGCAGAAAGCCCAGCACGUCAGGGGCAGGUUCUACUACAUCUCAGAUGACACUCCCCACAUGAGCUACGCUGAUCUGAAUUACGAGCUGACCAAGGAGCUGGGGUUUGGCAUCGAGCCCCGGCUCCCCAUGCCCCUGACGGUGCUCUACUACUUCUCACUGCUGCUGGAGGUGGUCAGCUUCCUGCUGCGGCCCUUCGUCCGAUACGUGCCCUCCACCAACCGCCACCUGGUCACGCUGCUCAACACCCCCUUCACCUUCUCCUACAGAAAAGCACAGCAGGAUUUUGGCUACGUGCCCCGCUACACGUGGGAAGAGGCCAAGCAGGGCACCGGGGAGUGGAUUGCCUCUGUGAUCCCCCAGAGAAGGCUGUACUUGCAAAGCAGCACCGCCUAAGCCUGAGGAGGAGCUGAAACCCAGCUAAGCAAGGAGGGCCUUGAGCCAAGGGAGAGCUGGGGGAGCAGCAGCAAACUACAAAGCAUUUAAAUGAAUACUUUGUGUAAGAGCACACUGAAACCCCUCACCCCCAACCUCAGAAUAAAUAAAAGUGAAACGUUCAUUUGUUUGUUGAGUACAGGCUGAUGAGGGUAACUGUACUGCGUAGUCCCACUUGUACAUCUCUGCAGCACAAAGGUUUAUUUCAGCAAGACUCCAUGGUGUGAACACUUCAGCCCUUCUUUCACUCCAUGCCACCUUCAAGGCUUUUGUAAAACACAACUUGUCCUAGAAGUAAGAUACUUUACAAAUGUGCGCCACUCAGCUACACCCUGUUCACUCAGAGUUUGCCAAGCUCACCAAACAGGCAGCAGGCAGAAGCCACCUGAUGGCAAAAGCUGUAACAAAUCUUGUUCACUUUUUCAAGGAUGUUGUGCAUUUCAUGUUCACCUGACAGUCAAACUCUGAGCACCGUAAGCAUUGUGAGAUCAAAAGUACAAUAUGAGUUUGUAUGUAGUUUUAGUUAGGACAGUGUGUGGAGGGAGAGAAUGGACAGAUUUGGUCAGGUGAAUACUUCUUUAUACACCCUCAUUUUGCAAUAAAUUCGGUGGGUGUCCAGCAGAACAACUUCAAGAAAAGGGAAGGGAGAAAAGUAUUCAGGAAGGCCUUGAUCACAGAGGGAUUCCCACUGCGGAGUCAAUAUAUUUGUGAACACUGAGGAAAAAUAAAGAGUGCUGAAAAAAAUCCUGCUCUUACCACGUUUCGGCUGGGAACAAAGGCUAACUUUAGCUGAUAGGUACACAUAUGCUGCCUCUGUGCUUCUCUGAUGGCCACAUGAGCUUCUGCACAGUGUGUAACUUGACUUGUGAGCAAAAAUACAGACCUUUUCUGAGCAAACAAAUGUGAUCCAGUGUUUGUUUCUCAAACAUGCAUCUCACUUGCUGAAAAUAACUCUGAAAGAUGGGAAUUUCUGUGUUGUUUUGGAGGUGUGAACAGAAACAUUUUACCUUACUCAAUACCAGUGUAAAUAAAUCACAUUUCCAGGGAUGCUGAAUGCUGGAAGUCUGUGCUGAGUUUAAUUAUUCAGCAUCCUAGACAUUAGAUAGUCCCAGUGCAAACAUUACUAAGUGCUUUAGUAACAUCUUGGUUAACUGUGUAAGAUCUGAAGCAGUAGAAUAGCAGACACCAGAACUGUCUGUCAUAUUCUGGGGACACAGAUCCCCACAAGGCUUUGGUUUCCAUCCGCCUGUGAGGAGAUUACUUAAUCCCUCCCUCCCUUCAGAUGUGUGGUGAUUCACCUUUUCUGCCACAGUGGCAAUGAUUAUAAAACAUCCUGAAGGAACACAGGGCUACUCCCAGGAGAGGUUUGGGGAGAGAAGGGAAGGUCACAACCACUUUGGGUGCAGCUGCUUUAGUCCCUGGCAGGGCACCUGCUGGUCCAUUUCAGGCUCACCUCUCCCUGCAGCUGGGACACUGCACUUAGGUCUCUGGGCUUUCUUCUUCUCCACCCCCUGCCAUGGACACUGUUCCUCUUCCCUCCCCUGCAGACACACUCUUGUUUUAUUUAUUCUGCUCUCUGCACACCCUUAGGAAAACAAAAACGUGUUUAACUCAGUAACACCCACAGUCUUUCUGGGCUAAUGAUGUUUCAUCCUAAUGCUCAGUGGGUGCCAAGCAAGGGGUGCAGCCGUGGCUGCUCUGUCACUGAGGUAGGAGUAGGAAGGGCAAUCUAGGUACAGGGAAUUAGAGCAGGAAGGGAAGAGGGAGAACAACAGCAGCAAAGCCACUGUUUAAUAGGGGGGAGACACUUCACACAUCAGAGGGAUGGGGUAUUAAAACACAUACCAGAAAACUGGGACAUCUUUCCACAUUUAACAGAGGUCCUAAAAUAUCCACAGAUGCUGCCAGAGAGAAAAAACGACAAUUUUUCUUCUACAGUUCAGUGACUUCUCUCCCAAGUGCAAGCUCCCAUUGCCAGAGCUUUCUUUGCCAUUUUUGCCUUCACAGGAAGACAGUGGGAUCUUUUCAUCUUCCCAAAAGCCUUGCUCCCAACAGUCAGAUUUCUACAUGGCAAAUUCCUCCUUUCUUGGACUUCCUCCCUGUGUCUUGCUACCACAUCCCUUCCUUCAAUCCCCAUGGCAAGCCAUUCCUGCUUACAGGAAGCUUAUUCCCCACUUCUGUCCCUCCCUGAGCACUCCUAGGUUGGCAUCUGUGUUGUCUUUUGCUUCAGGUGACUGCCCAAAAUAGUGGAGUGCCUGGAAUAAAACAUCCUGGAAGCCCAAGGGAACCACCUGAGACAUUUCUCCUGCUGCUCAGAGGCACUGGAGCUGUUUUGUGCUAUUACCCAGUAACAAACAGAAGCCAAUAAGGAUAUGCCAAGGAUGCCAAGAGGGAGAACAGGCAAACUUACUGCAGAGGGUUGAUUUUCUGCAAGUUUGCACUCCAGUCUACUCUGCAGCAGCUUGUUUUUAUACUCUUACUCUUGGCAGGUUAGCAAAAUGGCUACAAAAUGUACUUGAUCAGGAUGAGCCCUUAUUGUUUUUACAUCAGCUGACCAGGACCAUUCUUCCGAUUUAAUUAGUUUGUCUGGCAAUCAAUAAAGCAAACUAUUGGUUAUCAAUGAAGCUCCACUGUCAACAGAAUCACACUCAGUAAGAAGAACUUUACUUCUGUAUAAACAGUGGAAAAGAAAAAAAAAACCCCAAAACAUUAAGGCUGAUUUGAUGGAAAGGUGUUUAUUUACCCUUUAGACAUACAGAAAAGUAAGAAAUAGCAAAUAUAUAUCAGUGAUACUUACAUGCUACAGGCAAAUUAAUUACUUCUGGUUCCAGCAGGUUUAAAACCCUACAUUUAUAAAGAACACCAUUUGCUGUUAAAUAUUUUGUCACUGGAGAGGUGCAGAGUUUUGCUUGCUAAAAGGGAGCAGGACCUAUAAUAACACACAUUUUGGACAGAUUUAGAAAUAAGGAAGAUGUUCCAGAGGAACAGAAGCAAAAGUGGCUAUCAUGUCAAUACCAGAAAUCCAUGCCUGGAAUUGGUAUCAUUAAUAUAGGAUGCAGUCAAUGGAGGACAGUUGGAUAGUUAAUGCCAAUGAGCAUGUUUUUGUGAAAAAUCCAUUCUAUCAGACACGCAUGACACUGCUAUUCUGAGUGCGUUGCAGACUUCAAAUAAAAAUAAUUUAUUUUUUUUUUACAUUCUGAAAUUAAAUGAAUUCAUACAGACUAAACUAUAAAACUCACAAAAUUAUUAUUAACUUUCUCAAGUAUGAUCUUUAAAAUUGCUUUUUUUCUUUUUUAAAGCUUUGGCUCAGUUCACAGACUUUGUGCAGAAUAACAAUGUGAAAAGUUAUGUACAGCCCCUGUUAUGUAGGAAACCAAAAGUACCAAUUGUUUCUUGACCUGAAAAACCUGUCCCGUAUACCUGUAGAUAUAAUAGAUUAUAGUGCCUGUAAAGCUAAUUUGGGAAGUGGGAGCACAGUCGGGUACAUUCCCAAAGAACAAUUUCACCACUCCUUGCCAUGACCCCUGCAGUCCCAUGAAAUACUCUUCUCCCUCCUGAAAGCUCUCCAUCUCAGUUCAAAAUCCACCGGAUAACUGGAAUUCAUGUGUGGCUGUGCAAUGGAAUUUUUACUCCGACAAGUGAUUGCUAUUUCUAGACACUCAUUCACAAAGCUAAACUUGUCUCAUGUCUUAAAUAAGAUGUGUCUCUCCAGUGCUGGCAGCAAGCACUGAAUAUUAAGCAGUUAAGGAUUAAUCUGCAAAAGGGAAAAGAACAUUAAUCAAAAAUAAAGAUUUAUUAAAUCUCCAGCUUGAUCCUAUAACAGGUGCCACUCAAAAUGCUUAACAUGCAUUGUGGAAGACCAUCAAGACAGAGAAAGAUUGGGAUUUUUUUGCUGCCUAAAAUGUGGAAAGACAAUCUAGAAACUUAAAAGGAAACAAAAUACAUGUGGGCAAAAAUUGCUUUGAAGGUACAUAUACCUGGUAAUCAUCUCAUCUUUUCUUUUUUCUUUUUUUUUUUUUGUAAAAAGAAAAUAAAUUACAGGGGUGAAGCAUCUUCAGCUUCUCUAUUUUCUUUUUCAAACAUUCUUGCACCUCAACAUUUUCAAUGUGGUGAUUUCAUCAGAAGCUAGAUAUAUAUUUUUCUGAUAAUCCCACAUGCAAUUUUAGUUAUACAUUUAGGUUUAAUUUAUCAAGACCAAAAGCACACUGGAUUUUUGACACACACUUGGGCAUUCUACAUGCUUUAUUUGCAAGUGCUGAUGACAUAAAGAACGCUGCACACUCACCACUAAGUCCAAGAAAUUCACUUUCAGGGGGAGCUUCUUUUGGUCCAUCUUGGAAUUGAUGUCUCUUGUCCACAGGGCUCUUGGAAUAAACUCUGGCACAGAGGUAUUGAUGCAGCAAUGGUCUCUGGCCAGCCAAGAGCAAUAAUCAAGGGAUGAGAACUGUCUGAUCCCCAUUAUGGCACGGGAGGUUUUGCCAGUACCAAGUGGCUGAGGAGGCUGUUCUGCAGCGUUCAACUUCUCCUGCUCCUCCAGGAACUUCCCCUCAGCCUCCUCACAUGUACUGCUUAUGUAUUUACAGAGAGGAACUGGUUACUUUUACAAUGGCCUCAUUUACUUUGAACUCUCUGCUCCUGGCAUUGCUGUGAGAGAGGGAAAGGGAGCAGGACAGCUCCACAGCAGGAGCUGGAUCAUCUCCCGCAGGAAGCUCUGGGAUGAGGGGCGGGCUGAGCGGGCCCUCCGCAGGCUGCAGGGACACAUCUGGGAGAGGUGCCGGGAUAAGGACCAGACCCGCACUCAGAGCUCGCCAUCCCUUCGCAGGGAAAGCUGUGCUGGGCAGGGGAUGUCCCGAGCGGCCGCUGGGUGGGGCGAGUGCGGUGUAAUCCUGGGGCCUUCCCUGCGGGUCCCCUCCCCGCAGCUCCCGGGCCAGGACACAGCGGGAUCGGAGCCUAGGAUCAGGACCUGCUCCUCGGUGGCAUCCUUUUCUUGGAGAGGGAGGAGUGUACGAUCGGUGGCUUUGCCUCACACAGCUUGGGUCUGCUGGCUCUGUCGGUGUGUGCCUCUUGCUGCCACAAGAUGGUAUCUUCAGCGAUGGUUUCCCCUCACCUGCUCUGCCAAGCCCAGCUUAAUAUUACGACUGCGGAGUUUCUAUCUUCACAAAGUCUGCACUUUUAUCACAAAAAACACAGUGCAAGGUUGCUGGUGUGGGCUGCCUGCUGCGGGGUACGGGGGAUCCAGACAAACAGAGACAAAUGAUCAACCCUGCUACAUCACAGAAGUAAGUAUUCAUCCCACCUCCUCUCCUGCUGACAUUCUCGGGUGCUUUGCAACCCAAGACAACUCCUCUUACAAGUCAAAAUUCCUCAGUGUCGCUUUAAGGGAAUGAUUUGAAUCGUGUAUUUCAAGAAGAGGUCUCAGGUUCAUCCUCUGAACACUGCUCCAGUGGGAGUGAUGCCACACUUAGCUGUGACAACACAAGAGCUACAGCACAGCUGAGAUAGUGUCUGGAAGAAGCUUCCAAAACUGGAGUGUUGCUUUUUGUUCCUGUCUGACAACAAAUUGGUUAAUAUACUGGAAAUCUGCUGGGUCUGUCUGUACAAGCACAUAAGUAGCACAGGAUUAAAAAAAUCCCUCGAGUUUCUCCCUUGCUUCCUUCCUCCAGCACUCCUGCAGCAAGUGAUGGAAGAACCACAGGUGAUAGAGUCAAGGUCAAGUGUAUGAAUCCCACUCAUUAUUCACUUUCCUGUGGAAAAAUGAUUCUGUCCCUAUGAAGAUCAGUGCAAGAAUCUUAAAGUAACUGUGGGGCUCAUGUUAAUAUCACAGGGGCAUUUUACUUGCAUGUCCUGAUUGAGUGUUAUGUUUUGUACCUGGUUACUGUGAGCCAUCCCACUAAAACCAGGAUGCUGCCAACUUUGAAUCACAGCAGUCAACAGGAUCAAUUGUGUGGUAUGUCUAUGGAAUGAAGAUCCAUGUCUGCUUCACAUUUAAGUUGUAAAAAUUUUUAAAAUUGUAUUUUCUGAAAAGCAAGUCGCCCUCAAGUAUCUGUGGUAAUGUUCUGGGUGAACUUAAUGCAGCAGUGCCCCACUCUUGAUCAUUUCAUGAUGGUGGAACUUCUGCCAGAUUGUAAGAUAAGCCAUGUUUUAUUUUUCCUUUAUUUUUAAGGGUGGUUCUCACCAUUCUGAAGGAAAAAAAAAAGAAAAGGCCAGGGCUUGGAAAUCUUAAACUAUGAGUGACAUAAAAGCUUGAGAUUUUAAAAAAACCCCCACAACUGCAGACCUGGAAAAAGAUCCUCAAACUCAUUAUUUAGAAGCAAUGCCAUAAUUCUUGCAGCCUGACUCAUCAGUUUUUGAAAAACAGGCUUGUCAAGCAGCUGAAGUACAGCCUUUUCCCAACAGGAGCCACUUAAAAUCUCAUGGUGCCCACACAGGUUACAGACCCUCCACAUCAGGUGAUUUUUUCUCUUCAGGAAGAAGGCUCCUUACAGUCACAGUUCAUGUCCCACAUCACAAAUGCAUUUUCAUCCUUUGUAUUGAUUUUCUGAUCUGUUCAGGGCAGACUGCUGUGCCCCCUGUGCCUGGCUAGCUCUGUUCAGCCUCACUGACUCCCCAGACCAGGAACUUUGCACAUCCUGGCAAGUUAAACACACAGGGGUGGGCCAAGGCUGUUCAGCAUUUGGGAGACACUGUGAGUGUUUGACAUUUGAACCUUAAUGUCCAAAUGUCACCAUUCUGGAAGUCAUAGUCUGAUACUAUUAUUGAAAACAAACCAUGACCUCCAGAUUCUGAGCUGACCAGCACCAGAGCACACCCAGCCACAUCCUUGCCCUUUCCCAACAGCUCAAAAGUUUCUACUGCAGGGGUAAAAAAAUUAUGUGGGCAGAACAUCUUCCUGAUGCAGCUAACCAGUGUCUGACACCGAACAUAACCUGCUCAGAGGGAACACCUCCAGGGCUACACACUGUGCUCUGUGAAGCCUGGAUGUGCUUGACCAUAGACUUCUAUUAAGAAAUAGCAUCAGCAGGAUCUGGAGGAAAUUUGAGGCAGUAUAUUAAAGGUUUUCUUAGGGAACACACUUGAAAAAUUAGAAUUUGUGUAUUAUUUAAGCUAAUAAAAAGUGUAACGAUGUUAUCUGGAUGUUGCAGUGAAUUUUUCACCGUUGUCACUGAACUCAUCAAAGCCUGCUUCACAGCAAAGCAAUUAAUUCCACAAGUUGAUGGCUGAUGUGUAUUCGAAGAUUUGGAGGACUUUUUUCCCGUGGAAAAUUUCCACAGGAAAUUGCAAAAUAUCAGUUGCAAAAUAUCUAAUGAGAACCUGAAAACCUAACCUUGCUGUGAUACAAGUAGAAGUACAGUGUGGGAGUUUGGCAUAAGAUUUAGCAGACUGUAGUGCUGAUGUGACAUAAAUGGUUGUUCAAGUUACACCGGUUUUAACAUUUGAGUACACUGACAGCAAGAAUCUGUGGAUUCUUUGAAAUAAUGUGCCUGGCUAAAGUGUACAAAAUGCAUGACCACGUAUCAGUGCAGAGCUAAGAGAACACUUGCAAAAAUGCCAGAGAACUGUCAGGGAAAUCCCUUGAUGUGAACAUUAAUUAGUGUGGGAAUAGCCCACAGGCAUAAAGGGCCUCAAGUAAUAGCGGGAUGCAUACCCAAACAAAGGACAAGAUGAGCCAUCUAGAACUGGGUGCAAAAAGAAUUUAAAUGCAUGCAAUAGAGAGUAUCUUCAGAGAUUCUCUCUUGAGGGUACUGAUGAUCUUCCCUUAUUUUGCUGUGUAAGAAUUAGUGCACAAAGGACUCUAUUUGCAGACUGUACCACUCCUUUGUUUUAAUAUAAUAUUUCUCGUUACUUGGGUUUUGUUCAGUAACAAUCUUUAGAUCAAAAGAGAUGGUGUCCCUCUGUUGUUAACACUGUGCUCCAACACGCUGCAAUCUGUUUCUGAUUUCUCCACAGAAAAUCCAGUGGCGAAAGGUCAUUGGAUAACCGUGUUAGAAAACUUAAUAGGAAGUCUUUUGGUGAAUUUCUAUUCAUCAUUACUCAAACAGCAUAGCAAAUGUGAAUGAGUAACUCCCAUCCAUGAAGUUAUGAAAGGCUUUUUACUUCUUGAUUCAAUGGCAUUUUACACUCGCCCUACCCUAGAAACAGAUAACAAAGCAAAGAGCUUUUGUAAAUUCAACCCUAGUCUUGGAGAUCCCACAGGAGCUUUGGAAUGCAGGACAGCAAAGGACCUCCUACAUCCUUGAUUCAGGUACAUGAAACUGCAAGCAAACACACAUCGUCAUCGUCAUCCUUUUAUUCAGCAGAUAAACAUGUUUUCUACUCCUAGGACCUCAUUGUCAGAAAUUAUUCAGGCGUUGCAGGUAUCAGUUUGUGUGGGGCUUUGGUGCAAGGUUUGUCCUCCAGGAAAAACAGCUUUUUUCUCUCCCAGGCUGACCAACCACUUGAUGUGUUGUGGACAGCAGACAUCCCCUCUGUCAACCUUCCACUUUGCCAGGCUGAAUUCCUCUCACCUCUCCUCUCAACUCUCCAUUCCCUGGUGAACCUCAGUACUCCUGUCUCCACUGAGACAAGUCCUCCUGAGUAUAGGUGACCAGAACUACAGACCACAUCUCAGAGGUUUUCACCCAUCUCUGCACAGCACUGAUAUGCCUUUUGUGUCAUUGGGAACACCUCUCAGUGCAUGGAUGCCUUGCCAGCACCAUGAGGCUCCUUGGCAGAGCUUGCUCUGCUCCCUGACAGCCGCUGUUGAUUCAAUAAGUGACUGGACUAAUUCCAGAGAACAGCCCCCACCACGGAUGUCAAGGCCUAUUAAAUACCAAGAUAACCACCUAUGGCUCAGGAAGCUGCAGAUCACUUCAGGGUACGUUUGUGAAGUAUCAAAAUUCACUUUCCUGCUCUUCUGUUGGAAUUUGCUCUUGAUCAGAAAUGAGUCAAGAUAUGAGGUCAGACAGACCUUACUUUUAAUUUUCACUUGCUUUUUUCACCCUGCCCUGGUGAUCUGUGUAUUAUGGCUGACUGUAUGUUCCAUUAUUUCUGUUACUGAUUUCAGAUUGAGAACAUCCCAGAUUAUAGUGAAAGGUUUUGCUCCUCGUCCCAGGAGGAACAACUUUGCACUUAGACUUUUAAAAUUUCUUUUUUCUUCUGCUGUUCCAGGCCUCAGCAUUAUCUGAUCCUUCAUUCUCUGUAUUGACAAUUCUUUCUAGAUUCUUUUACAAACAAAUUCUUCUUACCGUUACAGACAGAUGUCACACCUGUCACCCGUGACUACUUGGAAACCACCUAAGAAAGCAGUGACACUGUUGGUACACAUGAACACACAGUGCUUUUCCCUUCCUCCCCAAAUCCUUCCCUGAUUUUUUACCUGCAAGUAAGUUUGGCUAUAUGAGUGACUGCUCUUUCUCAAGUAAUUUCUUAUGGGAGUUGGCUUAGCCUGAAAUAUUGUCAAAAAGACUCUUGCUCUUCAUAUUAAAAAAAAACCACCACACCAUCACCAGCCUUCACACAUCCCACAUGUGAACUAGCACAGAUAGAGUAAUGCUUCCUUUCCAAAGCCCACAGAAAGCCUAUGACUUUGCACUGAGAGAAGCCAGCUCCCAGAGCUACAAGACAAAGGCUAAAAAUAACCCAUUAAAGGAUUAAUUUCAGGAUUUUUAAAUACAGCUAAUUAAUAUGCAUAGGAAAGGCACAUGGUCUCCAGGAAGGAGCAGACACAAUCACAGAGUCUGCAAGGGAAGGAGGGGGGUGGGUGACAUGCAGGCAGAGCGCCAGGGGAGAGAUAAAAGAGGAUAUUCCCUAUAUAUAUUCCUUGGGCAGAGAACAUGCACAGGAAUGUCUGUUUCAGAGGAGGUGGAAGCAGAGGCGUGAAGCACGUCACCGUUGAAGAGGCACAGACAAUGCAGUGCAGCCACAAAGGACAGGACACACCUUGCUACAGCAAGCGAAUUCCAGUGAGGUGGCUCAGGGCCCCAGGACACCACAGGGAGAUCAAGGGAUGCAAAAGCUGCUGCUUUGGAAGUGAUGCUGCAGUUGGGAGCUGGGCGCAGCACGAAUGCACCAGUGCAAGAAGCCACAGGGCAGCAGCUGGAUGAAAAACUGGAUCUCAAGGUGGAUGGCAUGGCAGUUCAGCAGGGACCAUGUGCUGCACUCAGUUAUGACACUUUGGAGGCAAUUUCUUCCUAUGAUAGUUGCAUCCUGAAAACAAGGUACCACGUAUGAGCAACAUGGACGAUGUCAGACAGAAAGGAUUACCUACAGUUAAUGUGAAUCAGGAAGAAAAUCUGGUUACUCACAGGCUGUACUGGAAAGAACAGAGCUAUAGCAGCAGUUCCAGAGGAUUUCAAGGUGCAGGGGAAACAAGCUCACUUGAAGCAAUUUCCUCACACCAGUUUCCCCAUGAAUAACACUUAAACAAUUGGAAACUUUUUCCAUUUCUCAGACAGCAGAGGAGUGGACAGACAGACUUAAUUGCCCAACUCACUGGCUACUGAAGUCUCAAGAAAAGCUGAGGGUUUAACUGGUGGCUUAAUUAUUUAGUACCACUGCUUGUCUCCCUGACCCUUUACCCUCAUCUAAAAGGAUCUUUGAACCUUUUAGCCACUUUCACACAAUUUGAGAAACGGGGAGAAAUCAAACUUUUCUGAGGUUGGGUGGCUUUCACAAUGGUACCCAGGAACAGCCUCGAAGUGCUGUGCAUGAAGCUGCAUUUUGAGAGCCAUCUGAGCACUACAGGGACCUGUUAGAACCAAGUACAGGGUACAGGGGUUUAAUUUUGUAACAGGGGGUCUUGAUACAUGUUAAAGUUGACAAAGUCCCUAGUAGAAUUGCAGGAGAAAGAAAAGUUGCAGCACCACCAAGCCUCUGGAAAAGGGUCAGCUUCACACUUCAGUACUACAGGAUGGUGCUUUUGGAGGCAAAGGAAAAAAAAAACUACACUCUUUUCACUUAAAGACAUUCUUUAUUCAAUCUUUUUUAUAUACAAUAUUAUUUUUUAAUCUGUAAAAAGUACAUAUGCAGGAUUCCAGGUCAGAGGCAGAAGGUUUCCACAUCAGAAGAUAGACUUUUGCCCUUUUAUUAUUUUGGAGGAAAAAAUAAUCUGUCAGUUUUAGACAAAGCAAGAAUAAAGGCAGAAUGCAAAUCCAACUUCCACCAAGCGAUUAGGAUUAAAGGCAACAAUUCACUGUAACAGGUCAGGCUGUCUCCUCUGACUUUGGUGGUUCCCAACUUUCCUGGGCAAUUACAGAGCAGUUUGUCAGAAGGUGCUGACAGCUGAAGCAGCUCGUGCUUAUCAUCUCCGCUACAGCUGUACGCACACAACUCGCAAAAGAGCCUGGGCUUCCUCUUUGUAUGGCAACUCAAACUCUUGAGUCAGAAGACUGUUUCCUCAAAAUUCAAGGAGUGAAGGAGGGUUGUCUUACUCAGGGUGAACAGAUCUCCCAACUACAGUAUGGAUCAAGAGCUUGCUUUCAUUUUUCUCUGGUAUCAAGAAGCCUGUUUCUUAUUUGUCCCCUUAUAAACAUGGGCUAGGCAUAGUAGUGUAAAUACCAACAGGGCUUUGCUUAGGGGGUGCACCUCUAACCUUAAAGGAUGGCAAUACAGGGAGUGAGGAAUUAUUGUCACCUUUCAGAACCCAGGCAAUAUUCAAAUCUUGUAAAAUACUGUGGGGGAAUAUGUCAGUGUUUGGGAGCUAGAACACAGUGAUCCACAAAUUUGGAGCAGGGAGCUGAAGGAACAGCAAAGGUGUGACUGGCACAUGGAACUACCUGCUCUUCCUUCUGCUCCUGGGCACUUGCUAUUUUCUGCAUUUUUCUUGAGCAUUCAGUUUGAAGGACUACAUUGUGCAGCAAAAUUAACACUCAGAAUAUCAUUCCCGGGGUUUUUUAUUUAGAGGACAAUGCUAAGAAGUUGACUUCUUGACUGCAGGACAUGCACAGCUCCAGGGUUGUUAAUGGAAGCUGCAGAAAUCUGGCCUCUUUGAAAAGUCAAGCUUUAAUUGUUAGGAAAAAAAUUACUGCUGGCAGAUCCUGACCAACAGGCAAGUUUGAGGCUUGGAUUAGGAAAAGAACUAUACAUCCUUGUUUUGACUGCAUGCAAACAGGAAAUAGACAAUUUUGGGAUUUCCAGGCUCUUGCCCAAAUCCAGUGUGCCAAAAAUGCACAUGAUUUUCUGGUUUUUAUUUCAUUCUGUAAGGGGAGAGGGUAUUGUAGAAGUUGUAAAAUGGGACAGCUACCUAGAGAAAAUGAGGAUUGUUUUGUUAGAGAGUACAGUGCAAGACUCAGAAACAGCUAGGACUAAAAAGUCAUUUUUGUGCUUAAAUUUACACUCUUAUCUUCAAGAAAGUAAGACAGCAGCAACAGAAUGAAAUGGCAACAUUCUACUGUACCUUAUGUACCCAGAGGGAAAACAGUCUGAACUUUGGGUUGCACAUAAUGCCAUUUUGCAGAUCAGAACCUACUUUUCUGUGAAGGACUCAGAAGGAGGGCACAUCACUUCACUCAGAAGUUUCAGUAUCUGUGGUGCUUGGUAAUUAAGCAUGUACCUCGGCCAGAACCCAUAACCUCCAAACACUGCUUGAUCUAGGAAAUCUUAGGAUGAAAU
Messenger RNA from Passer domesticus (house sparrow), 13979 nucleotides. RefSeq names its product 3 beta-hydroxysteroid dehydrogenase/Delta 5-->4-isomerase-like. NCBI's taxonomy places the organism in Eukaryota, Metazoa, Chordata, Aves, Passeriformes, Passeridae. Gene Ontology annotation, molecular function: 3-beta-hydroxy-Delta5-steroid dehydrogenase (NAD+) activity. The transcript is spliced from 4 exons. The record is from RefSeq and is a predicted model, not a curated record. Gene Ontology annotation, biological process: steroid biosynthetic process. Bases 219 to 1352 code for a protein of 377 amino acids.